Molecule: messenger RNA, 957 nt
Organism: Tarenaya hassleriana
Lineage: Eukaryota; Viridiplantae; Streptophyta; Magnoliopsida; Brassicales; Cleomaceae
Exons: 6
Coding region: 68-658 (196 amino acids)
Cellular component (GO): endoplasmic reticulum; membrane
Source: RefSeq, a predicted model, not a curated record
AGAUCGAUCUGCAGUGGUUCCUCUUCCUCCAGUUUCAACUAUUUUUUUUUUUCCCUAAAACGGACAAAUGGCGAUCCCGAUUGCGAAGCUUCUGAUAUCCGCCAUGGCGGUCUUGAUGCUUGUUUCAUCUUCACUUGCUACCACCGAAGUGCCCUUCAUGGUGGUCCACAAGAAGGCGAGUCUCAACAGGCUUCAAUCCGGCGCCGAACGCGUCUCCGUCUCCAUCGACAUCUUCAACCAAGGAUCCUCGACGGCGUAUGAUGUGACCGUGACAGAUAAUGGCUGGGAUGAAGACAGGUUUGAAGUAGUUAGCGGAAACACUUCAAGAUCAUGGGAAAGACUUGAUGCAGGAGGUAUUCUGUCUCAUUCCUUCGAACUGGAGGCCAAGGCGAAAGGAAUUUACUACGGCGCUUCGGCUGUGGUUACUUUCCGCAUCCCUUCAAAGUCUGCUCUUCAGGAGGCGUACUCAACGCCGAUACUCCCUCUAGACAUCCUGUCUGAGAGACCUCCAGCAAAGAAGUUUGACUGGGCCAAGAGGUUGCUGGCUAAAUACGGAUCGCUCGUCUCGGUGAUAUCAAUGGUGGGUCUGUUUGUAUACCUGGUAGCUACCCCGUCGAAGUCCAGCUCAGCUAAAGCGAGCAGCAAGAAGAAGCGUUGAGUUUGAAGAUGGUAAGGCGAUGUGUUGUUUAUGGUACAAGUUAAACGCAGUUUUUCCUAAUUUGUAGAAGAGUCGUCUUGUCCAGGGAAAGUUUCCAUUGGAGGGAGAGAGAGUUGAGUAGUUGUUGUGGUAUUAAAGACUGAACACCUUUAGCCGUGAGUUCCAGUCGGGCGAGUUUUUUUUUUUUUUUUUUUUUUUUGGAGACGAAAGAAAAGGGUUUUUGUUCUUUCCAAGGCAGUCGUUCACCGCUCCAACUGUUUUAUGCGAACUAAAGUCUUAUUUUGUGGUACAAAGUCUUA